CUACGCACCUGAGCCCUGCGAGGGUCUGGGGCCUCUGAAGAGCUGACAGCCCAGCUUCUUGUGGUCCAUGAAGGCCGUGAUGGCCUCCAACGGGAAGGUCUGCAGGCAGCGGCCGCAGCCAGGGCAAUGCAGACUCCACUGACCAUUCCUGUGCCUGUGCUUCGGCUGCCCCGGGGCCCUGAUGGCUCAAGCCGUGGCUUUGCCCCCGAUGGACGCAGGGCCCUCCUGAAGCCAGAGGUCCCUGAAAUCCAGGAGUCUCCCGUAGUUCAAGAGUCUCUGGAAUCCCAGGAACAGCGAGCCCGAGCCAUCCUUCGGGAGCGCUACCUCCGAAGCCUAUUGGCCAUGGCAGGUCGCCAGGUGAGCUUCACGUUGCAUGAGGGUGUGCAUGUGACUGCCCACUUUGGAGCCACCGACCUGGAUGUGGCCAACUUCUAUGUGUCACAGCUGCAGACUCCUAUAGGUGUGCAGGCUGAGGCGCUGCUCCGAUGUAGUGACAUUAUUGCAUACACUUUCAAGCCAUGAAGACUUUUCGGCGUUCACCUUUCUGCCUUAGCCACAGUAUCCCAGAUGUUCCUGAGCUGGGAACGCUGGACCCUGUAGAGUUCUGAGCCCCCUUGGAAUUUUGAGCCAAGCUCCAACCAACUCUGGCUUCUUGGGACCUCCAGAGCUUAGUCAUUAAAAUUCUGCAACUGAAGGAGUUCUAGAUCUUGUUGAAAGGAAUGCUCUACCUCACAGAACUCUGAACUCCACAGAAAUAUGGGCCUCAUGCCAGUUCCAGAAGACCAGGGGAAGAAAAGAAGGCAAAUUAUAGAGUGGGAAAUUGUUUAUUGAAGGCAUUGCAAAGUUCAGCCGUCGCGGAGAUACUCCCCACUGCUCCCCUCCUGCCAAAGAACCAGUUGU
This is a messenger RNA of Trichechus manatus latirostris (Florida manatee), 900 nucleotides long. RefSeq names its product gem nuclear organelle associated protein 7 (gene GEMIN7). Lineage: Eukaryota; Metazoa; Chordata; Mammalia; Sirenia; Trichechidae. Gene Ontology annotation, molecular function: RNA binding. Gene Ontology annotation, cellular component: SMN-Sm protein complex. The transcript is spliced from 2 exons. Gene Ontology annotation, biological process: spliceosomal snRNP assembly. The coding region runs from base 127 to 522 and encodes 131 amino acids. The record is from RefSeq and is a predicted model, not a curated record.